CGGACCGAUCAACCCCCGUCGUCAUCAAGCGAUCAACCGUCUUCCACGCCGCACGCGUCUUCCGAGGAAUCCUCUCCUCGUAGUCGCCCACCAUGGAAGACCGGAUCCAGUUCGAUAUCAAUGAAUCCCUCAAGUAUUACCUGAGCGACCCGACUUCUGUUCCGACUCCUGACGCCGACCCGGAACUGUUGGAUUGCGAGACCGACCCCGACAAUCUGUCAUCGACAUUGAUCGACCAUGUCUUAAAUACCAUUGUGGAUGGGGUAGCUGAAAGCCCCGAGGGACUGACUCGAUCAUCCUUCUUUGAUUCUCUCCAAUUCCUUCUCAAGUACUCCUCCUUUCUUCCUACGCGAUCUCUUAGCAAGCUCCUCGAUCUAGUCGUUUCCGGCUUGUCCGUCGAAGCGGACACUAUCCACGGAGAUCUCGAGUCCGACGAACAAGAUGGUAUUCAGCAUCACAAACAGCUCUUGGAGAUGUACGGUUUUCUUCUCCAAUGGGCUCUUUCAGCCGUUGAAGUCAAAGCGGCUGAGAAACCUGCGGAAGCUGCGCCUGCUCGAAGGGGUGGAGGGAAAUCAUCGAAAUCCAAGGCCAGCGCUAAAGAUGGACACUGGGAUUGGACUACCCAAAUUCAGAUAUCCAUGGAAACCAUGUGCAAAGUUAUGAAACUGAAACUGACCAGGAUAUUUCUAACAACAUCUGACCGCGACACUUUUAUCAAUCUGUUCACCCGCUCCAUUUACCUCAUCUUGGAGAGCGAACAGCGAGUGAAGAGUAUGGCCAUCAGGAUGCAUGCAUUCAAAGUUCUUUGCAUUGCAGUGAAGCAUCACGGACAUGCCUUUGGUGCCCAGACAUCUAUUGUGCAAAGCUUAACGUACUUCGAGCACCUAUCUGAGCCUAUGGCUGAAUUCUUGCACAUUCUUGCGGAGCAAUAUGAUUACCCGCAACUUUCUGAUGAAAUAUUGAAGGAACUUGGGAAUAAGGAGUUCAACUCGAACGAUACUAGAGGGCCCAAAUCGGUCUCUGCCUUCAUCGUCAAACUGUCGGAACUUGCUCCGCGUUUGAUAAUAAAGCAAAUGACUCUCCUCGCCAAGCAACUAGAUAGUGAAUCAUAUACCCUCCGCUGCGCCGUCGUUGAGGUGUGUGGUAAUCUUAUCUCUGACCUCAGUCGUCAGGAAGAGCGAAGCGACAACUACAAGACACAGAUAAAUGCAUUCUUCGACGUGUUAGAAGAGCGUUUUCUGGACAUCAAUCCUUACUGUCGAUGUCGAGCUAUCCAAGUGUACAUGAGGAUUUGUGACCUGGAACAAAAGUUCCCUAAGAGACGACAAGCCGUUUCAGAACUGGCAGCCAGAAGUCUUGAAGACAAGAGCAGCAACGUGCGACGUAACGCGAUUAAACUGCUGGCUAAACUAGUUUCCACUCAUCCCUUCAGCAUCAUGCACGGUGGACAGUUGUCGCACAAAGAGUGGACAGCUAGAUUGGACGCUGUUGACGCUGAACUCAAUGCCUUGAGACCCCCGGAAACCCCCGGUUUUGAAGGCGGAGAAACAUCGCAUGUUGACAGCGAAUUAUUGGAUGACGCCACGCAAAUGCCCGACGAUUCUCCAUCAAAAGCGACAGUCAUGACAGAUGAAGAGAAGGCCGCAGCUGUGAAAAGGGCCGCGGAGCAAGCGGCAACUUCUGAGCUGCUCGCGCGUCUUCAGCUGACCCGAAAAUACUACAAUGAAGCCCUUCGAUUCAUCGAGGUCCUCCACUCGGCUUCCGGGAUAGUCUCUCAGCUUCUGUCCUCGCGAAAUAAGAGCGAAGCUAUUGAAGCAAUGGACUUCUUUGUCGUGCUGGAUGCGUACAAGGUCGAAACAUCUCGUAACGGAAUUCGGCGGAUGCUCCGACUUAUUUGGACCAAAGGCAAUAGCGAUGAAGGCAAAGGUGUUCAAACGCAUCUAAUCGAUUGUUACAAAGGCCUGUUCUUCGAAGCACCCGACUCCUUUAGCCCCAACGAUGCUGCAAAUUAUAUCGCUCGAAACAUGAUCAGUUUGACUUUUGGUUCAACGCCUGCCGAGCUUACGUGUCUUGAGCAACUGCUCAGUACAAUGAUGAAGGCGGGCCACGUUUCAGAAGCCGUGAUAGCCAAAUUGUGGCAAGUCUAUGGUGUGCAGAAGAAGGAGAUAUCCAAAACACAACGACGCGGAGCGGUUAUUGUUCUUGGGAUGCUUGCCUUGGCCGAUCCGGAAGUUGUGGUCAAGGAGAUCGAGGCGAUGCUAAGGAUUGGUCUCGGGAACCUGGGACAGUCAGACCUAGUGCUCGCCAAAUACACCUGCAUUGCACUAAGGCGGAUGGUCCCAGGUCGCCAGGCUAAAACUAAAGAAACCGGCAUUCCCAAACUCGCCAAUGACCAUCCUGUUCUGACCAAACUUGCAGCGAUGGUCGAAACCGUGUCGGAAAGCCAAGAAUGGUACGGCGUUUCGGAACAGGCCAUUAGUGCCAUUUACACACUAUCCAAACAUCCCGAUGUCCUUUGCUCCGACAUUCUCAAACGGAAGACGAAGUUCGUGUUUAGGCCACAAUCGCAGCGUUCCGCGUCUAAGUCAUCUGCGGACGACGACGAACAACAACGCCCCGGAACAGCUUCUAGCGAGAAUCUGGAAUCAAGACAGAAGCCGACGUCAAUUGCAUUGUCUCAGUUGCUUUUCGUUGUUGGUCAUAUUGCGAUUAAGCAGAUAGUCCACCUGGAGCUAUGUGAACUCGACUUCAAGCGUCGCAAGGUUGAGCAGGAAAAGAAUAAAGCCGUCACCUCUGCGCCCCAGGACGGCGACGAGGCUGCGGAGAGUGAUGAAUUGGACCUCAUUGGUGGAACUACCGAAGAUGACUUCACCGAUGCCAUGGCGCAUAUUCGAGAGCGAGAGCUACUCUAUGGGGAGAAUUCGUUGCUGUCUAACUUUGGGCCUUUGGUCGCCGAGAUAUGUGCCAACAGCAAUACGUACCUCGACCCCAACCUUCAGGCAGCAGCAACUUUGUGCAUGGCGAAGUUGAUGUGCGUGUCGGCCGAGUAUUGCGAAAAGAAUCUGCCCCUCCUGAUCACCAUAAUGGAGCGCUCCGAAAACCCAAUUGUUCGCAGCAAUGCAGUUAUUGCGCUCGGUGACAUGGCGGUGUGCUUCAAUCAUUUAAUCGAUGAGAAUACAGACUUCCUGUACCGCCGAUUAAAUGACGACGAUGCCUCCGUCAAGCGCACCUGUUUGAUGACCCUCACGUUCCUGAUUUUGGCGGGCCAGGUCAAAGUCAAGGGUCAGCUGGGCGAGAUGGCCAAAUGCCUGGAGGAUGACGAUAAGAGAAUUGCCGACCUGGCACGCAUGUUCUUCACCGAACUGGCCAGCAAGGACAAUGCGGUGUAUAACCAUUUCGUCGACAUGUUCAGUCUGUUGAGUGCAGAACGCAACCUAGAAGAGGCCUCGUUGAGGCGUAUUGUUAAAUUCUUGAUUGGAUUCGUUGAAAAGGAGAAACAUGCCCGACAAUUAGCAGACAAGCUCGCCGCCCGACUCCCUCGAUGUGAGACCGAACGACAGUGGAACGAUGUGGCCUACGCAUUGUCUCUUCUUCCCCAUAAGAACGAGGACAUAACGAAGACAGUCACUGCAGGGUUCAACAAGGUUGUCUCGGCCAAUGCCUAGAAUGAAUGAUUACAUGGUUGUUUCUAGUUUUUAAUGGGUUGGGUGUCGGUUGCAGGCGCACGGUUGUCACAGGGCCGGUUUGAGGGCUUUCUUUUCUGUUCUUACGAAGCUUGGAACGAGACAUGUAUAAUGCUGGACUUCGGAUUGGUUUAUUGUAUCUACCCUUUUUUUAUCUUUAGGUUUAUGCUUUGUCAGGGCAUCGGCGUCGCCGCGGUUGCCCUCGCUCUCCAUGUUCU
Aspergillus steynii IBT 23096 is the source of this 3901-nucleotide messenger RNA. Its product is annotated as condensin subunit YCS4. Gene Ontology annotation, biological process: meiotic chromosome condensation; mitotic chromosome condensation; mitotic cell cycle. The transcript has 6 exons. Gene Ontology annotation, cellular component: condensed chromosome, centromeric region; nucleus. Gene Ontology annotation, molecular function: histone binding. NCBI's taxonomy places the organism in Eukaryota, Fungi, Ascomycota, Eurotiomycetes, Eurotiales, Aspergillaceae. Bases 93 to 3665 code for a protein of 1190 amino acids. The record is from RefSeq and is a predicted model, not a curated record.